AUGCCGGACGCUUCGUAUGCUGCGUGGCAACCUCCUGCCGUGGAAGGCGAAAGGCCUGUUCACGUUCUGGUGACUGGCUUUGGCCCCUUCCUCGACAAAUACCCCAAGAACUCCUCCUGGGAAAUCGCCUCCACGCUGCCCGCCCUAAUCCCCGCCUCACCCACCAACCCAACCCCGAUCCACAUCAGAGUCCACCAUGAGCCCAUCCGCGUCACCUACCAGAACGUUCUCAACACUGUGCCCCAACUGCUACCACCCAGCAGCUUCUACUCCCCGUCUCCAGACAUCGUCCUGCACAUUGGUCUAGCGGCAAGCCGCUCGUUCUACGCCAUCGAGCAGGGCGCGCACUCGCGCGGCUUCGGCAAGACGAACGACGUCGACGGGGACCUGUUCGCGGACGCACUGGCCGACGACUUGUUUCCCGUGGCACACUACCCGGAGGUGCUGCACACGGGAUUCGACACGGCGGACGUGCUAACGCGGUGGAAACGGUGUCUGGGGUCAUCGACCACCGCGGACGUGCGCACGAACCCCGAUGCUGGAAACUUUUUGUGUGGGUUUAUUUACUACAACUCGCUGGCGCAUUAUCACAUGAUGAAUGGACAGGGCGGGGAGAAGCCGGUGGUGUUCAUGCAUGUGCCGGAUCUGAGUACGAGUGAGGCCAUGCUGCAGGAGGGGUGGGAGGUUACAGUUGCGCUGAUCAAGGCCUUGGUGGAGAGCAGGAAGAAAGUGGGUUUGCAUACUAGUUGGGGUGAGGGGUGGGGUGUGGGGGUGCAGGAGGACGAUAGCCGGAAUAACACUCUUACUUAG
This is a messenger RNA of Boeremia exigua, 810 nucleotides long. RefSeq lists its product as uncharacterized. NCBI's taxonomy places the organism in Eukaryota, Fungi, Ascomycota, Dothideomycetes, Pleosporales, Didymellaceae. The coding region runs from base 1 to 810 and encodes 269 amino acids. Gene Ontology annotation, biological process: proteolysis. The record is from RefSeq and is a predicted model, not a curated record. The transcript is spliced from 2 exons.